AUGUUUGCUCAUAGGGCUAAGGGCAUUGAGCAGCACCCUUACACUGGUCAUAAGAUUGUGCAGUAUGGUUCCGCAGCGGCAGGGAGGCAGCCGGGCGUGAGACAAGGCAGGAUGAGGGGCCUCAGUAAGUGGUGGCAGAGGUGGGUGCUGGAUGCCGUGCUCACCCACCCACCUCCUCUCCUAGCUGUGGUGGUGUCAAUCUUUCUGACGGUGUUUGCGGUGGGCUUCUGGACCAGGUUGACUUGGCAGUGUAUCGGUCUGUCAACGUGUUCUCGGACAACAUUAGAGGAGAAAACAUGUUGGGGCAGCUGUGUGGUGUGUUGCCCAUUGAUGUGGUGUACACUUGGGUCAAUGGCUCAGACCCCCUGCUGCUGGAGGGUCUACGGGCUGUCUGAUGGCAUCCAGAGUGACUGUUCCCUCUCCCACUGCCUGCCUGCACCGUACAUCAGCCUCAUGGACUCCACCACACCCAAGAGCAGUUUUGAGUCCAUCCCAUCAGUAUUAGAGGUGAGCCAGCUGUCUAUCACUCAUGACAGCCGACUGCACAACUUCACCAUGCUGCACCUGGCCAGGGAGGGAGAUGUGGCCCAGGUAAUGGAGAGGGUGGCACUCCUGGCCGGCAACAGUUCAAAGCCCAAGCAAGCCUACUGGACGUCAGAUGUGGGUGGUGGCUGGGGGGUGAAGCAGAAGCAUGCAGUGUUGGUGACCGGCGCUGCUCAUCUCUCCCACUUGGCACUGCUGCAGACACUCUUCCCGCACCACAGGAACAUCACAGCAGCGUGCUCUGUGUCAGGCUCUGGGGGAGUGCAGCUGGUAGAGUGCCGAGAGGAUGAGCUUGUGCCUGGUCUACUCAUUGCCAACAGCCACCUGGAACCGGCCACCUCCAACACCAGCAUCCGCACCCGCCAGGCCAUGCUCAUGCUGCAGUCCGACCUGAAGGAGAUUGAUGCUAACCGGUUUGAAGACAAUGAGGAGCUGCGGUACUCCCUGCGGUCCCUGGAGCAGCACGCGCCCUGGGUCCGGAGAAUCUUCCUGGUGACAAAUGGCCAGAUCCCACACUGGCUCAACUUGGACAACCCUCGCCUCACCAUUGUCACCCACCAGGACAUCUUCCCCAACGCCAGCCACCUCCCCACGUUCUCCUCACCAGCGAUUGAGAGCCAUAUUCAUAGGAUUCCCGGGCUGUCCGACCACUUCCUUUACCUGAAUGACGAUGUGAUGCUGAUGCAGGAGGUGUGGCCAGAGGACUUCUUCUCCCCUGGCUCAGGAUUCAAGGUGUAUCUCUCCUGGUCACUGCCGGAGUGCUCUUCAGGGUGUCCAGGGUCCUGGCUGGGUGACGGCUACUGCGACGCCUCCUGCAACACCUCCGCCUGUGAGUGGGAUGGCGGCGACUGUGCUGGUGGGGACGUGGGGGGCGACCUGCUGGAGGGUGACGACAGUAUGGGGCUGGAUGAAUCGGUUGGCUUCUGUGCCCCCUCCUGCUCCGACCUGUGGCUGGCGGACCAUUACUGUGAUCAUUCAUGCAACACUCUAUCCUGUGCAUUUGAUGGUGGGGACUGUGGCCUGGAGAAGGUGAAUCUGCUGCACAAUUUAGCUGUCCCCACGGCCUCUAAUACCACCUACGUUCUUCCUCAUGGCGUUGCUGGUGCUUGGAUGAACCUGUCCUCACUGCUGGGGCCGGGGACAAGUGUGUACGGCUCCCACACUGAGCACCCUGGCAUAAGAACCAUUGUCAUCAACACUGCACAAGAAGUCUUUUUUCUCCUGGUGAAGGCUAACAUCACAGCCACACUACACUUGGAGCUCAACAUCACCAGGCAGCAACAGGGCAAGGAGAAGGAGCAGCUGGAGAAGUCUGUGAGGUAUUCACUCACUGUGAAGUGCAACACCUCCCCUGUGGUGGUGAACAGGUCCUCUGAGCAGAAACCCAGCGUGCCACUUGCUGAGGUGAAAAAUUUCACUUUUGACCAGUUGGGGCCAAGGACCAGACACAAAGACACUUCACAAGAUGACUCUAAGAACCUGGAGUUUGCUUAUGUCAAUGUGGACGCAUCAAAGCUGCCGGUAUCCCUGGUGUCAAAGGUUCACCAGCUGGAAGCACUGUACAGAGAUGGAGAACUGACUGUGAGUGGGUUAAAGAUGAGGAAAUCAAGACUGAUAGCAGCAGCAUUGCACUCAAGUAAAGACCAUCACCUGUUGUACCACAAGGAGAGUGACUGGCCUCCUAAAAUAAAGGCACCCGAAAAUGUAGGGAAAAACACCACAUUGGUCGUUGAUGUAAAUAAGCUUUACAAAAAGGAAAAUGAAGCCAAAACCCCUUUAAAAACAGACAGCAAGCCAGUUAAUACCAGCAAUCAUCUGGGCGCUAGGGAACUACUGUGGGAUGAACAUGAACAGGAGACAAACCCAAGCAAACCUGCCUUGAAGAAACGCCCAAACUUUAGCAAGAAAAUGAAGCCUCAAGAGAAAGAACAGGAGGAUAACGGAACUCUGGCAGUGUACACAGGAAGUCUGCCCUGGGAGAAGCAGAGGCUGUUCCCUGUAGGAGACACUGAAGAUGAGGAGAGGGAGCCUGUCUUGCCCCUCACUGGCCGACGGCACCUCCUGGACAUGUUUGCUGAGUCCCUGCUGCAUGUGAACCGCCUCUUCAAUUCUGAGUACGGCUACCAGGCGCGCAGGGUGCCGGCCCACAUGCCUCACUUCAUCAGCAAGGGUGUCAUGGAAAGCCUGCAGGAGAAGUUCAGGGAGGAGUUUGAGCUGACGUCAUCUCACCGGAUCCGGAAAGCCAAUGACAUGCAGUACGCCUUCUCUUACUACUUCUACCUGAUGAGUGAGAAGAGAAUCAGGACGCCCACUGAGAUCUUCACAGAGUUUGACACAGAUGCUUCAGGGACAUUGUCAGACCGGGAGAUUCGGACACUGCUCGCCUCCCUGCAUGACCUGCCACUCCACUACAACAUUGUGCACGAGUUCCACAUGCUGGUGAAGAACUGCUCUGCUGCCCACCACACCAGAGAAGUUCCCACUCCAGUCUAUGAGAGAUAUGCUGACUCAGACCUGCCCACCGUGAGCCUGGAGCUGAUGCUGAAGUGUGAGCCGCUGACCGCCCUGCUCAAGAAGCUGGAGAAGGUGAACAAGUACCGCUACACUCACCAGUCUGAUGAAGCCGUGCACUUCAAGAUGGUCACCUCCAAUGUGUCCAUCGUCAUCCACAUGCUGGACGAAGUGCGGAAGAACAGGAGAAAAUUCAUCUGUCUGAACAGCAACCUGGACCCCAAGAGCAAGUCCAAUGACCUGAUCCACGCCCUGGUGCAGGACACCUACGAGUCGCUCUUCCCGCUGCCCUCCUCUUUCGAGCUGCCCCUCAACUACCGGAACCGCUUUCUCUAUGUGGAGGAGCUGGUGGCCUGGAGGAAGUGGAGGGACUUUGUGCGUGCGCUGAUCUACGCCUGCCUCGCCUCACUUGUCUUCCUCACGCUGGUCAACUUCUUCAGCACUGAGCUGGAGAGUUUGCGGCGGCGGUGGUGCAGGCGGCGGCGCCGGCGGGACGGCUACGGGCCACUGAAGGUGUGACAGAACCGUAACUCACUCCUGCUCCUCCCACGUCAAUGUGUUCACUCAUCCUCUAGGUGCCAGGCGUUCUCAUCACUCCACUCAUCUCAUUGAUCAUCACACCAUUGACCCCUCAUGCCAUGGCUUCAAGAUGCUUCCCUUGAGUCCUUCCCCAGUGUGAGACUCUCUGGCUGUCCCGGAGAGUCACUUCCUGGCUGUGAUUCAUUGAGAGGGACGCUGGAAGGUGUAGUAGAUGUGAAGAAGAGGUUAGUGGAAGGGAGGGUGCAGUGGCAACCUUGCUCAUACACAAUACAUAGCUAAGCUUCUGUAACUAUUUAGACUCUCUUCAUUGAUUAAUUUUCUGACAUUAGCAUUCAAAAGUGACCUAAUAUUCUCAUAAUUGCCAUGUACAUGAUUAUUUUUUAUCUUUUGUGUGGUAAGUAAGUACAGUACAUUGAUUGGUAUUUCAAACUUAUCAAAUAUGCUCAUAACUACCAUGACGGACCUUGAUUCUAUUUCAUAUUUCUUAGAGGUGUACUUUGUGUCUCCUACCACACUCCUUAGCUUGCUGCCAUAACACUUCAUGCCCCUGGGGAUCCUGAUGGUCUUGUUACCUUUGCCCUCCUGUGGCUUAGAUGUGUGGCAGCAGUGUGUAUGUGUGUGUGUGUGUGUGUGUGUGUGUGUGUGUGUGUGUGUGUGUGUGUGUGUGUGUGUGUGUGUGUGUGUGUGUGUGAGGCUUCAGGGCUUGCAGGGGAACACAAGCAUAAUAUUAGACUUUGGUGAUGGUUAGUGUGGUGUGAUGGUGAUUUGUUUUGUUUGUUUGCUUGUUUUUAGUUUUGUAUUGUUUUAUGAUUUAGAUUUUAGUUUUUAGAGAGUGUUUUCUUUUUCUUUUAUGACUUUCUCCUUUCUUUUUUGCAUAACACUUUGUUUUGUUAUUUUAGUUACAUGUUUUUUUGUAAUUUAGAUUUGAAUUUUUUGAGAUACUUUUUUUUUGUAUUUCUUAACUUUUUUAAAAUUUUUAUAUCACUCUGUUGUAUAAUUGUAGUAUUUUAUUUAUCUAGUUAUAAUAAUAUCACACUUUUUUUUACAAUAUCAAUUUGAUUUUUUUAUGAGACAAUUUGUUGCAUUUUAUAAUUUAUCGUUCAGGGCAUAACCAUACUCUACAUAAUGAAGGUGAAGUGAUUAGUCUGAUUUAAGUAAAUUGCAAGGAAAUAAGAAAAAGACUUGCUUACCAUAUACUAGCUUGCUGUGUUAUUAAUUUCUGUGCUCAAAAGUGUGUAUUCAGGGUCUCAUAUACUCAUGAUGGCAUGCUGCAGUGAGGGAGGAUGCGAUUCAGUCCCGUACUCAGAAACGGUUUGCUCUCUCACUACAACUAUUUUCAAAGGCUCUGGUUAAAGUUACUCAUGUUCUUAAGGGUAUUUUUUAUGGUUCUGGUGAUGGAUUAGCAAGAUUUCUAGUGUAUCAUAAGGAGAAACUACCUUAAAAACCCUGCUAGUCGUCUCUGGGCACUUGAAAAAAUGUUGUGGUGAGAGAACAUGGCGUUUAUGAAUAUGGCUGUCAGUCAGGUGUCUCUGCCUUCCUCCUGAACAUGGCACUGUCAGGAGGAAGGUGGAGGCACUACGGAUCUAUACUUCAGCUUUUAACCUGUAAAAUAAGAAUGCAGAAAGGUUUUUGUGGGUUGUGUUUACUGUUUGCUUUCUUGUCAUAUUCCAAUGUUUUUGGAAAUUGUUCUUAUUCUCUGAUUUGGUGAUGUAAGGUUGUUAAAACACUCAUUCACUUUCACUUAAACACUCACUCAUUCACUUAUAGACUCACAUGCAAACACAUGCACACACUAGAGGAUAUGGAAAGAGGCUGAAGAAGAAUGCUUGUAGAAGAGAUGGUAAAAAGUACAAUGGAUUUAAGGCUGAGCUAGAUGUUAAAAGAUGUGGGGAUGGGACAGCAAGGGCAUAGGUUUUUACUCAUAAAGCACAACUAGGUAAACACACACACACACACACACACACACACACACACACACACACACACACACACACACACACACACACACACACACACACACACACACACACACACACACAC
Messenger RNA from Portunus trituberculatus (swimming crab), 5634 nucleotides. RefSeq names its product N-acetylglucosamine-1-phosphotransferase subunits alpha/beta-like (gene Gnptab). Gene Ontology annotation, molecular function: UDP-N-acetylglucosamine-lysosomal-enzyme N-acetylglucosaminephosphotransferase activity; calcium ion binding. Gene Ontology annotation, cellular component: Golgi apparatus. The transcript has 18 exons. The coding region runs from base 1 to 3573 and encodes 1190 amino acids. The record is from RefSeq and is a predicted model, not a curated record. Gene Ontology annotation, biological process: N-glycan processing to lysosome; carbohydrate phosphorylation. Lineage: Eukaryota; Metazoa; Arthropoda; Malacostraca; Decapoda; Portunidae.